Molecule: messenger RNA, 3718 nt
Organism: Brienomyrus brachyistius
Lineage: Eukaryota; Metazoa; Chordata; Actinopteri; Osteoglossiformes; Mormyridae
Product: G protein-coupled receptor kinase 5-like
Exons: 17
Coding region: 883-2616 (577 amino acids)
Biological process (GO): signal transduction; protein phosphorylation; regulation of signal transduction
Cellular component (GO): cytoplasm
Molecular function (GO): ATP binding; G protein-coupled receptor kinase activity
Source: RefSeq, a predicted model, not a curated record
GUGGGUACGCCUCUUCCGACCGUUUGAGGUACGGUGGCAGAACACAAUACGGGAGUCGCUUUGCUACAAAUCCGUUUUUUCUAACCCAACAGUUUAUUGCACUGGCGCCGGUCAUCCGCUCCUACGAGGAUGUGAGAUGGUACCUGUGUGAUCCAAUCCAAAACCUAACCAGAGCCACGGGGAAAGCCGUCUGGAUCCUCGCCAAACCCCAGAACCGAAAGAAGAAACCCAACCCUCCUUUGAUUACGCACCGAGAGGGGGAGCACGUUGAUAUUGUGACAGCCGGGAGUGUACUUUACAAACUCCCUUGUGCCAGGGCUGGAAGCUUUAAACUUAGCCUUUUUAUGUUGAUGAUCCGUUCUAAAAUUGGUCUUUUUAACGAUACGCACGGCCAAGGUGCGCUGAAGACUUAGCAUAUUUUUGUCCAGAAAAUGCUCAGCCAUCCCGAUAUUUGGAACAGACAAUAUGAACCAUGAUUAAACUACCGAAAUCUCCCGUUGCUUGUACCCAAAGCUGUUCUUCGACCCCAGAUCAUCUUGACAGCCAUCUGAUUUUUAAUUGUGGAAGUAGGAGCCGGAAAACAUCUUACUUUUGAUCACUAACGAGGAACAUAUCGGGACACGAUUUGGGCUGAUACACAGGGAUUUGAUUGUAUCUGUAUCUACUUUCCGUGAUUCGCGUCGACAUCCAACGGGAGUUUGAUGGACCUCGAGAAUAUAGUGGCAAACACAGUAUUGCUUAAGGCCAGAGAAGAGCGAAGGGGCACAGCGGAGCAGGAGAGCCGUAACUCGCAGGAAAGGCACGGCUUGCCAUGACAGCACGGCUCACACCCUGCCUGAGAGCAGCAGGACGUCAUCAGGGAAAGCGAAAUGCGCGGAAUGAAUGCGCACCAUUCAGAAGCUGUUCGCUCGCGGAGGCGGGAAGCGGAAAGGACGGAGCAAGAAAUGGAAGGAGAUCCUGCGCUUUCCGCAUAUCAGCCAGUGCGUGGAGUUGGGCAGCAGCCUCGAGCGCGACUACCUCAGCCUGUGCGAGAAGCAGCCCAUUGGCCGCCAGCUGUUCCGCCUCUUCUGCGAGACCCGGCUCGAGCUGAUGAACUGCAUCCAGCUGCUGGAUGCCAUGGACCACUACGAGGUCACAGCUGACGAGAAGCGAAGGAGCCGAGGAGAGUCCAUCAUCCGGAGGUUCCUCAGUGUGGAGUCGUCGGAGUUUGUGCUGGAGGUAGCGGAGGAGCACGCACAGCAGUGCCGGGACAACCUGGAGCUCAGUCCCUGUAAAGAGCUCUUCAGUGACUGUCGUAGAUCUCUUCACGAGUAUUUAGGUGGAAGCCCCUUUAAAGACUAUCAAGAAAGCAUGUAUUUCGACCGUUUUUUACAGUGGAAGAUGCUGGAGAGACAGCACAUAACAAAAGACACGUUUCGACAGUAUCGUGUUCUGGGAAAGGGUGGUUUUGGAGAGGUGUGUGCCUGCCAGGUACGAGCCACGGGGAAGAUGUAUGCCUGCAAGAAGAUGGAGAAGAAGCGCAUCAAGAAGCGGAAGGGUGAGGCCAUGGCUCUUAACGAGAAGCAGAUCCUUGAGAAAGUCAAUAGUCGAUUUGUGGUAAGCCUGGCCUAUGCCUUCGAGACCAAAGAGGCUCUCUGUUUGGUGCUGACCAUCAUGAACGGAGGGGAUCUGAAGUUCCACAUAUACAACAUGGGCACGCCAGGCUUCAAGAAGGAGAGGGUUCAGUUCUAUGCCGCUGAGAUCUGCUGUGGUCUUGAACACCUGCACCGGGAGUCCAUAGUCUACAGGGAUUUAAAACCUGAAAAUAUACUUUUAGACGACAAUGGACACAUCAGGAUAUCAGACUUAGGACUGGCCUUCAAGGUGCCUGACGGGGAGCUCAUCCGGGGCAAAGUGGGCACCGUGGGUUACAUGGCCCCAGAGGUGAUUAACAACGAGCGGUAUGGCAUGAGCCCCGACUGGUGGGGGCUGGGCUGCCUCAUCUACGAGAUGACCAUGGGUCACUCACCAUUCCGUGGACACAAGGAGCGCGUGAAGCGGGAGGACGUGGAGAAACGGCUGCUGGAGCAGCAGGAGGUGUACAAUGAGCGAUUCACCGAGCACACCGAGGACAUCUGCAGGAAGCUGCUGACCAAAAAUCCAAGGAAAAGGUUGGGCUGCCAGGGGGACAGUGCGGCUGAGGUGAAGAGCCACCCCUUCUUCAAGAACAUCAACUUCAAAAGGCUCGAGGCUGGCAUCUUGGAGCCCUCCUUUGUGCCUGAUCCGAGAGCUGUCUACUGCAGAGAUGUCCUGGACAUUGAGCAGUUCUCCACCGUAAAGGGUGUCAACCUGGACCAAACUGACAAUGAAUUCUACUCCACGUUCGCUACAGGCAGCGUCUCCAUUCCUUGGCAGAAUGAGAUGAUUGAGACCGAGUGCUUUAAAGACCUGAAUGUAUUUGGGUCCCAUGGCACACGGCCCCCCGAUCUGGACUGGACACAGGCACCAGAGCCCCCACGCCGUGGCCUGCUGGACAGGUUCUUCAGGAGACAUCAGGGAGAAUUUUCCAUUAACCAGACCAGGGUCUCGUCUUCCAGCGUGAAUUCUGUGGAUUCUAUAUCGAACUCUGCCCCCUAGUGGAGGGCCUCGGAGAGAGGCGGCAGAGGAGAAUUAUACUUCGAGACACGGCAGCCUUAUUCGAUCGCCUCACACAGAGCCACCGGUUGUCCCCAAUAAGCCGGGGACUGUGAAUCCAAUGGAGUGAGCCAGACAUCUGAGAUGUGGGAAGACGGUCGAAGAGCAAACAAGCAGUCACCUCAUACACCCUCAGGAUCACUGGGCCACCAAACAGCCCCUGCUGAAAUUCAGGGGAUCCGGUUUUAAUAGCCCAUCACAGGGAAAAGAAGCUGGUGUCUCUUUGACUUCUGAAACACACAGAAUGUCUCUCCUUAUCUUCUUUUCAGUCUCUUUUGUUUUCUUUCACACACAGACAAGCACAAACACCUGUAUACAACACCACCAACCUCAAGACAAACUGCAUUUCGUCUUGCAUUAUCUCAGGCCAAAGAUUGUUUUAAUGACAUUUUAGUUGUUUUCAUAUUAUAAAUGUUACAUUCUUUUGUACAGGCACAAUUCCGCAGGAAAAUUAAUAGACACGAUUUUUACUCAGCUGUUAGUAAACCGGAUACGUUGGCCAACAUGUUAGAUAUAACUAAGAUUCAGGCAACGGUUGGUUUCUAGCUGUUGGCAGCUGUUCAGAGAAAUGUGUGGGGAGCACAGUGUGUCUGAGGGACUUGGGGAAAAAGCACAUCAGAAGUACUGCAGGGGAUCAUACAGGGAGUGGAUAGACACACACAGCACCAUAGCAUGGCCGAUUAGCAUCAUCAGAAUGGUCGCAGGACAGUAGCAGCCCUGUUUUCAGUGGGAAUCCCCCCCAGCUCAACAGGACCAGACAGACUCUCAGUGUCAAGGACUUCAGAACACAAAAUCCAGACACCCCUAAAUGAGGUUCAUAACGUCACUGUAGGGCUGGACACCUCAACUUUUAUACACGGUUACAUGCCGCAUAAUAGAGUGACUUCAAAUUUCGUAGAAUAAAAGAAUAAAGCAUAAUUUGAUAUUUUUUCAUCAGUAUUUCCUCUAUGCAUUAUUUAAAGUGUGAAACGAAGACCUUUGAUGAUCACAAUUAGCUACUUAGUUAAAUGGUAUUGUCAACAAUAAACUUAUUCCUGAACGAAAA